UCUUUUCCAUACAAUUUGUCGCCGUCCGUGAGAAUUAUAACAAGAUUUGCAUUUCAAAGUGUAGACGUAAAUACCUGACUUGCCCAAGAGUGUGUGUACUUCUGGCAUGCAGUUCAAAGUGUAGACGUAAGCACGUGACUUGCUCAAGAGUUUGUACUGCUGGCACGUGGUUUAACCAGUCGGGUCAGUUCAUAUACCUUGUUGAAAAUUAAUAUUUUAGAUCCAAAAUAUAGGUAUACUCGAGGAAAUUGCCUGUGUAUAUUCUCGGACAACAACAACAACAACAACUACUGCCUACUUGUUUUGGACGACCAUUUACUCGUUCGUGCCAGUUUUCAUGUAAAUACGUAUAGACAAUCGUGAGGGUCGUCCAUUUAUCGCUCCUGUUAUGAAAACUUAAACUGUAAAGGUCUUCCAUCAAGAGUGUAUUGAGAAACGAAAUGGAGGUGAACGACCUCACGACUGGAUUGCGGUUGCUAAUGGAUGGACUACUUUGUUUACUGGUACCCCUAUUCUCUCACCUUCUAACAAUCUUGCUGACCUUGAUAUUAGGUUAUAUAACGUACUGGAGUAUACACCGUUUAGAGAGGGCACGGGACAUGACGGAAGUUGGGUUUGGUUAUCUCCAAGGUAAAAAAUCCUCUCGUCGACAUUGUUUUUCCGGAUUAGUGAAAGAUGUAGUUAGUAACCGGAAGCCUGGGGAAACACCCCCUGUAUUCCCGAACGGCUGGUUUCCUCUUAUAGAAUCACGUGAUCUUCGAGUUGGGAAAAGUCUUCCCGUGACUGCAUUGGGAAAAGAAUUUGCAGUAUUUCGAGGACACGACGGUCAGGCCUACAUUCUUGAUGCACAUUGUCCUCACCUGGGGGCACACUUAGGUGUCGGGGGUCGUGUCUAUGGAAACUGCCUGGAAUGUCCCUUUCACGGCUGGAGGUUUAAAGGAGAAAAUGGUGCCAUUGAAAGGAUCCCUUACGUUGAAAAAGUUCCUGAUUUUAUCAAAACCAAGUCUUGGCCUGUCUGUGAGAAAAAUGGCUUUUUAUAUAUAUGGUUCCACGCAGAAGGUGAACCUCCACUUUGGUAUCCACCCGAUAUACCAGAGGUAACCGAAGGGUUAUGGAGCUAUCGGGGUCGUACACAACAUACAGUGAACUGUCAUAUCCAGGAAAUUCCCGAAAAUGGAGCUGAUGCUGCACAUCUCGGACAUCUACACUACGAUUCAGUUUUUUCAGGCUCCGACCUACGUUUUACCAACAAUCGUUUUUGGGAGUUCUGUAAACACGAUUGGAAACCACAGUGGGAACCUGACCCUGCACCCAACAAUCACAUGGCUUCUAUUUCUCUCACCCAUGUUACCAGAGUCUUUGGCCAUGCCUUGCCUUUUUCUGAGUUAAACCUAAAUAUUAAACAGAUUGGACCGGCCAUCGUGCAUCUAGUUUUUAAGAGCAAGUUUGGGUCAGGAGUCUUUGUCCAAGGUAUCACGCCAGAGGGCCCUUUAAAGCAGCGAUUGGUCCAUCAGCUUUACGCUCCUUCAUCGUUUCCUCAGGUUAUUGCAAAUCUUUUGCUUCUUAGCGAAGCCUGCAUGUUGGAAAGAGAUAUCAUGAUUUGGAAUAAUAAAAAGUAUAUCAAAAACCCCAUUCUUGUGAAGGAGGACAAGCUAAUAUCCAGACACAGACGUUGGUAUUGGCAGUUCUACUCAGAAAACAGCCCAACUUUACAGCAAGUGAGAGAAACUUCAUUAGACUGGUAGAUUUCCCGAUUUAUCUUCGUUUCGUUUCAUCAAAAAUUAACAAGAAAGGGUGGAUAGAAAACUCCUCUGCUUUGAUUACAAGGAUUAUCAAUAGACGUGCAUAGAUACAUUUGUUUGUCACCAAAUUUAAACAUUUUGUCUCUGUUAUUACGUUUUGAUUUCUUCAUAAAUAAGAGACAUUUUGUCAUAUGAUUGAGUUGUCUGUUAUAAGUUUGAAUGUAUCAAUAAAAUCUUUAUUUUUUAGAUGUGACAAA
Messenger RNA from Limulus polyphemus (Atlantic horseshoe crab), 1999 nucleotides. RefSeq names its product cholesterol 7-desaturase-like (gene nvd). Bases 441 to 1745 code for a protein of 434 amino acids. Gene Ontology annotation, cellular component: chloroplast. The transcript is spliced from 8 exons. The record is from RefSeq and is a predicted model, not a curated record. NCBI's taxonomy places the organism in Eukaryota, Metazoa, Arthropoda, Merostomata, Xiphosura, Limulidae. Gene Ontology annotation, molecular function: chlorophyllide a oxygenase activity; 2 iron, 2 sulfur cluster binding. Gene Ontology annotation, biological process: cholesterol metabolic process; chlorophyll biosynthetic process.